AUGCACUCUCCAGCACACAAUCAUCUGGAAAAAACAUUUUUUUCAUUGUUAACUCAUUUAAGUAUUCUAUGUCAUUGUUGUGAUAAAACAUUUUGUCCCGAUCAUCUGGACGAACAUUAUGAAUCAAUUAAUGAACAAUUAAAACCUUUAGUUGAGGAAAUUAAUCUUCUUAAUGAUCAAAUAAUGAAUAAAACAAAAAUGAAAUUAAUUGGAAAUUGUCUUGAUAAACUCAAUCAAUGGCGUAAUGAAUCGUAUAAAACAAUAAAUCAUUUUUAUGAAAAAAAAUGUCAAGAACUUGAAGAAUAUUAUAUGAAACAUACAGAAAAUCAACAAAUAGAAAUAAAUGAAAUUGAACCCAAACUCAACAAACUUAUUCAUGAACAAAAUACUACGGAAGAAGAUAUUAAAUUAUUGAAAUCAACUAUUGACAUUCUUAAACAACAAAUAAAAGAACUUCAUCAAAUAUCUUAUCAUAUUAAUAUUCGUUCAUUCGAAUUAAAUGAAAAUUGUCUUUCUAUUGAGCAAAUUCAAACCAAUGAAAUUGAUUUUACAGUUCUUUUAUCUCCAUUUAAAACAAUUGAUUGUUCAAAUUAUAGUCGUUUAAUAUGUUCCAAUGGUGAAAAUAUGUUAUUAAUGCAUAAGAACUCCGAAUUACAUUUAUUUAAUAAAGAAUGUACAAUUAUAAAAAAGAUUUUAUGGAAAAAUGGUUAUAUUCAUCAUGUAUGUUGGUCAUCAACUUUAGAGAAAUUUAUUUUAAUCAUUUUUAAUAAAGGAAUUUCUCUUACCGAUGAAAAUUUUCAAUCCAUUGAACAAAUUAACAUCGAUCCUGAGAAAAAAUGGCAGCUUUGUGCAUGUUCGGAAACNUGCGACUCUGAGUCACUCUCCAGUAAAAAUUUAUGA
Messenger RNA from Adineta ricciae, 900 nucleotides. The record is from the annotation of a GenBank genome assembly. NCBI's taxonomy places the organism in Eukaryota, Metazoa, Rotifera, Eurotatoria, Adinetida, Adinetidae.